UGUGUGUAUGUGUGUUGGUGAAUGUGAGUACGGGGAAGCAGCAGCCGCCAUUUCAGGGAGCUUGCCGACGCUGUCGCAGGGGUGGAUCCUGAGCUGCCGAGGCCGCCGUCCUGCUCUCCCUCGCGGGCUCCUCUAAUCCCAUUGUUUCUUUUAGAUUCGCUCGGGCCUAGCCGCCCUCGGAGCCCGAUAUUCGGGCUGGGCGGUACCGCGGCCUGGGCCUAGGGGCUUAAAGUAGCAGCAGCGGCGGCGGCAGCAUCAGAAGCAGCAGCAGCCCCUUCCCGAAUACGAGCAGCACAGGCGCCCGAAAGCCCGCACAGGUGUUUAGAGAAAAUGGCAGACGAUAUUGAUAUUGAAGCAAUGCUUGAGGCUCCGUACAAGAAGACUUGCCUAACGAUAUCUCACCUCUACUCCCAUGAAUUCACCUUUGAUUCCAGUGUGAACUGUCAAUCAUAAGGUAGUAAUUGAGUGACUUAUCGCUGUACCGUGGUCCCCUAGGUAAAAUGACUCAACUAAGAAUUACCAGCUCCAGUUUGGUAUAGCAAAAAGGUGAAUGUAGUGGUUUGGGAAAACAGCAGGGGUCCAAGAAUAAUAAAGCAUAACCAGUCUGUGGCAAGUAAAUCUUUUAAUAAGUCUCAUAAGAAGAAAUGGGUGAGAUUUAAAAACAUACAAGACUGGUGACAGUAAAUCUUCAAACAGGCAGGUGGCGAUCUGCUGCUCAGUUAAUAAUUAUUAAAAUUCUUGGAUCCCUGAAUAGAAAAAAAAUUUCUUUUAAAACAAGAGGCAGUAUCACAGCUUAGAGUCACUUGAUGACUGUUUUACUGUUCUCCAUAUUGUUUUAUUUUCAAUUAGGCCCUGCCAUAGUAUUUCACACUAAAAACUACAAAGGAAUUAUUUUGGCUAAUAAAGAUAGACUUUGACCCGUUUCAGUAUCACAAUAAAGUAAACUGUCUUUUCAUUCUUUCACCAGUUGGUGGUGAAACUAGCAGCAUGCAUGCAUUAUCACUUGUGUCACAAACUGUAAGCUUUGUAAAUUAGCAAUUAUACUCAUAGCUGAUGUGAUCAAACUUUAAACAUUGCACUAAACCUUUUAAAAAUAAUGCAUUUGUUUUUUGAGUGUAUAGCACGACCAUGUGGUACCAAUUUGGAUGAAUUCUUGAUAGCUGUAAAUAAUGUAGUUUCGUAAUGCAUAUACUCUUGACAAGCUACUUUCUAUUUUAAUGUUAAGAUUCUUAUGUCUUAGUUUAACAUGGAUGUAAUUCCAUGUAAACAGGUAUGGAAGUAGGAAAUGUUUAGGUUGGACUGGUGGAUUAUUAAUUGACUUUCUUGGGUUCUUGGGAGUCAACAUUACUAAAGCAGUGUGAAUCCCUGUUUGCUUCAGGGCGAGAUGUGUGACAGAGGUGGCAUCAAGCUCUUACAGUCCCAACCCUCCAACGGAAAUGGGCGAAGAUCUCAGGAAUGGCAUCGGUCACAGGAAAUCGAUAGUGGCUGGCUGCUAGCAUGGCCACUUGGGGCUUAGGCAGAAAUAGAGCCAUGGUACUGACGAAAGGGACCAUAGAACAUGGACUAAAGCUCAAAACAGGACUUCAUUCAUGUUUUAUAGAGAUUUUAUUUAACCAUUGCAACAUUGUAAAUCUGGAUAGCUUAAUAUCUAAACCAUAAGUAAAAUUAACAUGUUAAUGUGGAAAAUUUUUCAUUUUUGUAUCUUGAUGGCUUAAUUGUAAGCAACAAAGUGAUUAAACACAUACCCAUCUAAAUUUUUUUAUAGCCUUCCAUAUUAAGCUAUAAGCAAAUAAUUAGUUUUAAAAUUGUUUUGUAUUUUCUUAUUCCUGUUCCCUUUACCCUUUGACAACUUGAAAUGUUACCACUUCGUCCUCAUGAUGUUCUUCUAUCAACCCUGCUUAGGAUGAGAACAAGUUGAGCAGUGCUAACGGCCAUGAAGAACGUAGCAAAAAACAAAGUUUCUGCCUCCUUGGAAAGCUCUACAUCUCCUUGUGAUUGGAGUGUGGGUUUCAAGAUUCCAGAAGGAGGAAAAAAAGCAAGAGCAGGAGUCGUAGUCAUGAACGGAAGAGAAGCAAAAGUAAGGAACGGAAGAGAAGCAGAGAUAGAGAAAGGAAAAAGAGCAAAAGCCGUGAAAGGAAGCGAAGUAGAAGCAAAGAAAGGAGAAGGAGUCGAUCAAGAAGUCGAGAUCGCAGAUUCCGAGGCCGCUACAGAAGCCCUUACAGACGACGUUCUCGAAGCAAAAGUCCAUUCAGAAAAGACAAGAGCCCUGUGAGAGAGCCUAUUGAUAAUCUAACUCCUGAGGAAAGAGAUGCACGGACAGUUUUCUGCAUGCAAUUAGCAGCAAGAAUUCGACCACGGGAUUUGGAAGAAUUCUUCUCCACAGUAGGAAAGGUUCGAGAUGUGAGAAUGAUUUCUGAUAGAAAUUCAAGACGUUCCAAAGGAAUUGCUUAUGUGGAGUUUGUCGAUGUGAGCUCAGUGCCUCUAGCAAUAGGAUUAACUGGUCAACGAGUUUUAGGAGUGCCAAUCAUAGUACAGGCAUCACAGGCGGAAAAGAACAGAGCUGCAGCAAUGGCAAACAAUUUACAAAAGGGAAGUGCUGGACCUAUGAGACUUUAUGUGGGCUCCCUGCACUUUAACAUAACAGAAGACAUGCUUAGGGGGAUCUUUGAGCCCUUUGGAAGGAUUGAAAGUAUACAGCUCAUGAUGGAUAGUGAAACAGGUCGAUCAAAGGGAUAUGGAUUUAUUACAUUUUCUGACUCAGAAUGUGCCAAAAAGGCUUUGGAACAACUUAAUGGAUUUGAGCUAGCAGGAAGACCAAUGAAAGUUGGCCAUGUUACUGAGCGAACUGAUGCUUCCAGUGCUAGUUCAUUUUUGGACAGUGAUGAACUGGAAAGGACUGGAAUUGACUUGGGAACAACUGGUCGUCUCCAAUUAAUGGCAAGACUUGCAGAGGGUACAGGUUUGCAGAUUCCACCAGCAGCACAGCAGGCUCUGCAAAUGAGUGGCUCUUUGGCAUUUGGUGCUGUGGCAGAAUUCUCUUUUGUUAUAGAUUUGCAAACAAGACUUUCCCAACAGACUGAAGCCUCAGCUUUAGCUGCUGCUGCCUCUGUUCAGCCACUUGCAACACAGUGUUUCCAACUCUCUAACAUGUUUAACCCGCAAACAGAAGAAGAAGUUGGAUGGGAUACAGAGAUUAAGGAUGAUGUGAUUGAAGAAUGUAAUAAACAUGGAGGAGUGAUUCAUAUUUAUGUUGACAAGAAUUCAGCUCAGGGCAAUGUGUAUGUGAAAUGCCCAUCAAUUGCUGCAGCUAUUGCUGCUGUGAAUGCAUUGCAUGGCAGAUGGUUUGCUGGUAAAAUGAUAACAGCAGCAUAUGUACCUCUUCCAACUUACCACAACCUCUUUCCUGAUUCUAUGACAGCAACACAACUACUGGUUCCAAGUAGACGAUGAAGGAAGAUAUAGUCCCUAUGUACAUAGCUUUUUUUUCUUUCUUGAGAAUUCAUCUUGAGUUAUCUUUUAUUUAGAUUAAAAUAAAGAGGCAAGGGUCUACUGUCAUUUGUAUACAAUUCCUGUUACCUUGGACAAAAUAAAAAUGUAAACGGGAAUGAAGUGUGCUCAUUCUCCCUAACUAGCAAAUCCCACUGUAUACAAAGCUGUUCUUGUUCUGCCUUUUAAAAUGUUUGUGUAGAAAAUUACAUUAAAGGUCUAUAGGAAUAGCUCUAGGGGAACAAGUGUGCUUUCUGUAUAAAGGCAGAGAGAUGAAAUGUUUUUAAUGUUUCAAAAGCCUAACUUUUUACACAACAGUACAUUUCACAUUUCACUAAUGUUGCUACUUGGUUCAUGAUUUAGCAGAGGUUUCUGGAAUACACAUUUAUUGUGUGGAAAUUCAAGACAGCUAAAGGGCUGUUCGGAUAACAUCUCAUCUUGCAUUCUGAUCAUUUGGCAAGAAAGGGAGAUUUCAAAAUUAUAUUUCUUGAUGGUAUCUUUUCAAUUAAUGUAUCUGUAAAAGUUUCUUUGUAAAUAUUAUGUGUUCUGGUGUGUCUUUAAGAUUCCAAACAAAAUGAUCCCUGCAUUUCCUGAAGAUGUUUGGUGACAGUCUGGUAAACAAAGCAAUCUGAAUGAGAAAUAGGAAAUGCAGAAAUAGGUUUUGUCUGGUUGCAUAUAAUCUUUGCUCUUUUUAAGCUCUGUGAGCUCUGAAAUAUAUUUUUGGGUUACUUCAGUGUGUUUGACAAGACAGCUUGAUAUUUCUAUCAAACAAAUGACUUUCAUAUUGCAACAAUCUUUGUAAGAACCACUCAAAUAAAAUUCUCUUAAAAAGGC
Molecule: messenger RNA, 4320 nt
Organism: Oryctolagus cuniculus (rabbit)
Lineage: Eukaryota; Metazoa; Chordata; Mammalia; Lagomorpha; Leporidae
Source: RefSeq, a predicted model, not a curated record